AUGUUCAUUCUCCUCCACCUUCUCCUAAUCGUCAGUUCGGCUCUCGCCGAUGCCUCCAAUGAUGGCACUUGUACUGCCCCGUCCUCAGACCAGACUCACACCGACUCUCCGUCUGGUCCUCAUCUUAUCGGAAAGUAUCCUUCGCAGUGUUCGAGCCCUGGAGAUCCGCUCAACGGGAAGUACUGUUGGUUCAUCAUCAACGACACUAAUCAAGUCACUGGCAGUGCUUCUAUUGGUUCCAACUUUUCGUCCACUGAUAGUUUUGCUCAACUGCAGUUCGCGGUCCAUCUGAGGGAUGAAACCCCUGUUGAUGUCGGUGUUCGGGUAGAGGGCAACUCUUCCAUGCUCUUCGAUUUGCCCUUGGGAAUCAAGAUUGAAACUCAUUUUUCGAUUCCAAAAUACCAAGACACCGGUGGUGAGGAUGGUGUUGGCGGUAAAAAGAUCACUUUCCCUACACAACUACGCACACGUGUAAAAGUUCCUUGGAAGAAAAAAAAGGUUGAAGGGCAUGCUGUUGACCGUGGCAUCGCUUUCGUGAACACGACUGGUGGAACUUAUCACUACCUGGUCACAGAGCCCAGGGUGACUGUUAAGACCAAAUCUGUCAAUUCGAGCAUCUCGUAUCAUCUUGCCAUCGCUACGAAUGUCCUCUCUAAACGUUGGACUUAUGAUGCCUAUGUUGAUUACAAGAUUGAGGGAGAUUCGAAAGGUCUUCGUCUCAAGUCGUCGAACAGAAUUUGGAUAUUCCAAGGGGGGAUUGACAUCGAGUAACUAUCUUUACUGCUAUAAUUAUCCUCUGGCUGAAUCGGUCAAUCUGAUACGAGUCGUUCAAUCGUUCGAGGUAUUGCUCUAUCAUCCCCUUGCUCAGUAUCCAACUCGUAAGCAUUUGGCCGUUUUUAUUCUAAGAAUUGACAAUCUUCAAGUCGGGAACUGAGUCCAGCUCAAGGUUUGGAUUAAAUUGCCUCUAUCCGGUUCCAUGACCACCAAAGGUGGUGCUUCUUGAGGCGCCAAGAAGAGAAGAGGGAGCUCCUACGCGUAUCAUAA
This is a messenger RNA of Perkinsus marinus ATCC 50983, 1044 nucleotides long. RefSeq lists its product as hypothetical. The coding region runs from base 1 to 771 and encodes 256 amino acids. Lineage: Eukaryota; Perkinsozoa; Perkinsida; Perkinsidae. The transcript has a single exon. The record is from RefSeq and is a predicted model, not a curated record.